Messenger RNA from Cucurbita maxima (winter squash), 1024 nucleotides. Its product is annotated as thioredoxin H-type-like. Lineage: Eukaryota; Viridiplantae; Streptophyta; Magnoliopsida; Cucurbitales; Cucurbitaceae. The coding region runs from base 273 to 692 and encodes 139 amino acids. The record is from RefSeq and is a predicted model, not a curated record. The transcript has 5 exons.
GAAGAAAGAAAGGUCAAAUUUCAAAUUCUAGGGCGAACUCCCUUUUUCACCCAUUUCGAUUCCCAAUUCAGAGAGAGAGAGAGAGAGAGAGAGAGAGAGAGAUCCUUCAAAAUUUUCAAUUCGUCAAGCAAUCCGAUCGUCGUUGACCGACGUUGUCUUAUCCCUCUCCGAUUUGACCCUUUUUCCGACAGCUUCCCAUUAAAACCAAUAUCCUGAAGAAGGCUAACCUGUGGUACCUAGGACACUUCAAACAUCUGCACUUGGACCGCCAAAUGGGACUUUGUGCUAGUAAGUCCGAAACCAAAGACGAUGAGUCUGAGCAUCAUGUCGAGUUUGCCACCGGAAAUGUGCAGCUCAUCACAACCAAAGAAGCUUGGGAGCAAAAGUUGGAAGAAGCUAAUAAGGAUGGCAAAAUUGUGAUAGCGAACUUCAGUGCAUGGUGGUGUGGUCCUUGCAAGGUGGUUGCUCCAUUCUACAGCGAAUUGUCGGAGAAAUAUCCGUCUUUGAUGUUCCUAGUAGUCGAUGUUGAUGAAUUAACUGACUUCAGCACCACUUGGGAUAUCAAAGCUACUCCUACCUUUUUCUUCCUCAAAGAAGGACAGCAAAUCGACAAGCUCGUCGGGGCGAAUAAACCCGAACUAGAGCUGAAAGUCACUGCUUUAGCGGAUUCUCUUCCUCCCAAUCAAGUAUGACUUCUGGUAAAUAUCAUUAUGAACCCUGCAAGUAUCUUCCUUGUAUUGUGGAUUUAUGGUGUUUUUCCCCUUUGUAUAAUGCUACGCCCUCUUAUUAAGUGUAGACAUGUGAGGUUGGCUAUGAGUAAUAUUUAUUUUUAACUCAUUGGAACUCUUGUAAAGCUUUAGGCUUUUAAUAAUUCUUCCCCUUUGCAAAGAAAAAAAAAAUGGAUGGAUCAUUUGAAUCCUUUUCUGUGACUUUACUUGUUCGGGAUCUGUUUUAUAGGUCGUAUAAUUGUGUCCUUGAGUUUCAAGUUUUUGAUGGUGUUCAUAUUGAAGUUUUCAUUUAAACU